Molecule: messenger RNA, 1266 nt
Organism: Gongylonema pulchrum
Lineage: Eukaryota; Metazoa; Nematoda; Chromadorea; Rhabditida; Gongylonematidae
Source: the annotation of a GenBank genome assembly
AUAGAAUCUUGUUCGGUAUCACUAGCAACAUCUGUCGCAAAAAUUGAAUAUACUCCAGCAUUUGUAGGACCGAGAGAUAUUAUCAAAGUUAUUGAACUAAUGUGCAGGCUGUUAUCGGCGGAAGAGUUAUACUAUGAAAAUUACGGUUACCGUGGUAUCUUUGGAUGGCGUACAGCGCUACUGGUAUCGUUGAUGUUCGGUAUCCCAGUAAUGGCCAUUAUGAUUUAUUUUCACUGGUUUCGUCAUACCUCAAUGCAUCCCGAAGCACAAACCCCAGUAUUCACUGCUGCACUCAGUCUUGAUAAUCUCGUUUUAUUUCUUUUAUGCACACCUGUUCAAAUUUUUGGUGGCCAGUAUUUUUACGUACAAAGUUGGAAAGCAUUGAAACAUGGUACAGCAAAUAUGGAUGUUUUGAUUGUGCUUGCAACAACUAUUUCAUAUGCUUACUCAGUUGCUGUUCUUAUUGCUGCAAUUGCUUUUAGGUGGCCGAGCAGCCCAAUGACGUUUUUCGAUGUGACACCCAUGCUUAUUACAUUUGUUGCACUUGGCCGAUGGUUAGAGCAUAAAGCCAAAGGCAAAACAUCGGAAGCAUUGAGUAAGCUAAUGUCACUACAAGCAAAAGAAGCAACACUGGUGACGAGGGAUGAAGACGGCCGAAUCCUCACAGAACGGAGUAUCGAUGUCGAAUUGGUUCAAAGAGGUGAUUUGCUGAAAGUUCUCCCGGGUGCUAAGAUUCCUGUCGACGGGACAGUUGUGGAUGGAAAAAGCGCAGCGGAUGAAUCGUUCGUGACCGGUGAAUCAAUGCCUGUUGUUAAACGGCAAGGUAACACAGUGAUUGGUGGAUCAGUAAACCAGAACGGAGCACUACUCAUACAGGCCACACAUGUUGGCCAGGAAACAACUCUGGCCCAAAUAGUUCGGCUAGUUGAAGAAGCACAAACAUCAAAGGCACCAAUUCAACAAGCAGCUGAUCGAAUCGCUGGCUUUUUUGUACCACUGGUUAUUGGAUUGGCAACACUGACACUUCUUGUCUGGGCAUUUGUGGGAUUCUAUGUGAUCGACAUCGAAUAUGAAGUAGAGCAUUUACGGAGAAUUUCAUACUUAUACUCGUGGGAUAGAACAACACGACUGGAAGCAACACUGAAACGUGCUUUCGAAGCAGCAAUCACAGUACUGGCCAUUGCAUGCCCAUGUUCACUGGGACUGGCAACACCAACUGCAGUAAUGGUUGGCACAGGCAUUGGCGCCGUUAAUGGUAUACUGAUU